AUUGCACGACCUAGGAUCGUCAGGAGCAUUCUGAGACGAGAAAGGCGAAAUCAAAAGCACUGCUAUGACAGAAGGGUAUCUCUUCUAUGAACAGCGAUGACCGGAUCGGCAGAAUGUGAGACUGCAGAGCUUCUUGUAUCUUAUGCCUCUCAUUCAGGCAUGAAAGUCAACCCUGGAAUGCGUUCCAAUUAGAUAGCACGACAUGAAGGUUGUGAAGCAAGUUCAACAUACCAAAUAUUUGCCGCGAUCGUUCAUCGCGAUCACAAUGAUGCGCUAUUGCGUAAUUGAGGAAGACCCAAAUCGAGCAACCUCGACUCUCACUGAGCUUGGGUCUGUCCAUGCGGUUGAACUUAUUCCCCUACACCCACCUUAUCAACAUGCCCGUCUUUUACAAACCCGUUCCCACCAGCGAGCACGACGACGAGGAGAGUCAGAACCUCACCAAGUCGCGCAGUGCCAGGAUCAAGACCACCUUAUUCUACUUCGUCGCUACUAUCGCAGUGAUGUACGUCGCUUACCUCGCGACCAGGAGUAUUAUUCGGUCUGUUCCCAAGCAUGGCAUGCACGGCCGUCCUGGGUGCCAUCAUCGUAAUUUGACCACUUUACCGAGUCAUCAUAUCCUGCCUUCGGGCGACAAGAUACCCUCUGUUGCACUUGGAGUUUGGCAGGCUGGAAAAGGUGAAGUUGGUGCUGCUGUGCAGACUGCGCUCAAGACAGGAUACAGACAUAUCGAUGGUGCUUGGAUUUAUGGCAACGAGGAAGAAGUCGGGAAGGCCAUCAGUGCAAGUGGUGUACCUCGUGACCAGCUCUGGUUGACCUCUAAGCUUUGGAACAAUUUCCACGCACCUGAGGAUAUCGAGCCCGCUCUCGAUGAGACCCUCACGCGGCUUAACACUGAGUACCUUGAUCUCUACCUCAUUCACUGGCCCAUCGCUUUCAAGAAGGGCUCGAACAAUGUUCUCGAUAAGGAACUCACUGCUAACCCGUACCCAACUUGGCAGAAAUUGGAGGAGCUCGUUGACAAGGGCAAGAUUCGUAACAUCGGUAUCAGCAAAAUCAAGAACUUGACUGCUAAUCCUCUGAAGCACAAACCUGCCGUCAACCAAGUCGAACUCAACUAUUUCAACCCCCAGCCUGAACUCCUGAAGUGGUCGAAGGAGAACGGCCUGCUCCUUGAGGCAUAUUCACCUCUAGGAAGCACUAAACAAGUCAAAGAAGCGCUCAGUGUUCCGGAAGUAAAGGAAAUCGCUAAGAAACUUGAUAUCACACCUGCGCAAGCUUUGAUUUCGUGGCAUGUCCAACGAGGGACUAUCGUUCUUCCCAAGAGCGUCACCCCUUCACGUGUUCAGGAGAAUUUCCAAGGUUUGUUUCACAUUUUUCUUACGUAUGGAAUGGCCAUGGAAUGUGCUAAACUCAUGUGGCGUUUGAUAGUUGUUACUCUUCCGGACGAUCUCUUCGACAAGCUUGAGAAAGCAGCCACUUCUCACCCUCCACAGCGUGUCGUCAAUCCUUCCAAGAAUUGGGGACUUGACUUUGACGUGUUUGAUGAGAACUGGCCUUUGUAGAGUAUCCGUACCAACGCCUUGUGGUGUGGUAAUUGACAAUCCAGAUACAAGACAAAGGAAUGAAUUAAAAAUAUGACCCUAAAACCAACAAAAGUGGAACAAGUAAACGACGUGUAUAGUAUUUACUUCUGCGAGCCAAUAAGCUAACAACUGUCAUACUAUAGUUAAAAAAGAGUCAUCUGGGGACAUCAGGGAUUCGUUAUAUCAUACAUUACAAUCAUUGUCAGGCCCAAUGUCACCUCACGCGGACGCAGUAGCGGGACUAGGUGCGGCGACGCUAGGUGCUGGGUUAUCACUAGCGGAACCAGGUGUGGCGGCGCUAGGCGCUGGUUUAUCACUAGCUUCUGCGUCGGCCGGUCCAGGAACUGGAGCUGGCUCAGUAACCGGUGAGCCCAUGUCGAGAGAGCCAGCUCGCGAAGCAGCCUGCGCAUGAAUUUGCGAGAGUUUCAACUCGCGUUGUUGCUAAUCAAGCGACGUUAGACCAGGGUUGAACAAGCAAAGACGAUUGAUAACAUACAUCGUUCUGCUCCUUACGAUGCUGGAACUCGUCGACGGUGGUCCGCCGCUGUUGAAGAUCCUGUGCCAACUUGUCCUCGUGCUUCUGCUUCAACUGGAGAGCAUUAAGAUGUGGUCAGACCGUAUCGGCAUUCUGGAAGACUUUGACCUGUGGCUGCUUUGUGUUCCUGCUUGACUGCCUUGUCAAGGUUAUGCUGGGCCUUGUCGGCAUUCUAGCAUUGUCACAAGUCAGUUAAUAUCUAAGUAGAGUAAUGUCAGAGAAACGUUGUACCUUGAUACUCUUGUGAUGGGUCUUUUCUGCAGCGU
Molecule: messenger RNA, 2387 nt
Organism: Somion occarium
Lineage: Eukaryota; Fungi; Basidiomycota; Agaricomycetes; Polyporales; Cerrenaceae
Source: the annotation of a GenBank genome assembly